Molecule: messenger RNA, 1194 nt
Organism: Pyrus x bretschneideri (Chinese white pear)
Lineage: Eukaryota; Viridiplantae; Streptophyta; Magnoliopsida; Rosales; Rosaceae
Product: protein UXT homolog
Exons: 6
Coding region: 297-755 (152 amino acids)
Biological process (GO): positive regulation of transcription by RNA polymerase II
Cellular component (GO): chromatin; mediator complex
Molecular function (GO): transcription coregulator activity
Source: RefSeq, a predicted model, not a curated record
AGAACACGAGCCGGGAUCAUGGAUAAGGAGAAAAGGUUCACAUAUUUUUUUUUACUUUUCUUUUCCGCUUCGUGUCAAUGAAGACGUUUUGGGCUUGGGCCUGUACCCCGAUAAGCCAGUAAAUAUAAUGCUGUCCAUCCAAAUUGGUCCGAGACCCAAAUCGGGGACGCCUUAUACGACGUCGUUGGAUCAAAGCCUGUCAUCCCUCCAGCUGCAUCGUCGUUUACCUCCAGAGACCGACUUUCUGUGUGCAGAGAAGCAAGCGAGCUCUGCAAAUCCAGUCCAGUCUAGCGCUCAUGGACAUCUCCCGCCAAAACAAAAUUCAGAAAUUCGAGGAGUUCGUCGACCAACGCCUCAAACCAGACCUCGUCCGCGCCAUUGCUCAACGGGACAAGGUGUUCGAGCAACAAAAAGUUUUCUCGGAUUUGCGGAAGAACAUUGAGAAUUUGGAGAAAAAUAGUGUGACCAGUCUUAGGACUUUGGUUAAUCUUGGCUCUGAAGUUUAUAUGCAAGCUGACGUGCCAGAUACACAACGCAUAUUUGUAGAUAUUGGACUAGGAUUUCAUGUGGAGUUCACCUGGUCUGAAGCUUUAAAUUACAUAUCUCAAAGAGAAGAAAAGUUAGCCAGGCAAGUUGAAGAGUGUACUAACCUUAUUGCAUCAAUUAAAGCCCAGAUAAAGCUGGUCUGCGAAGGGAUUCGAGAAUUGCUCCAGCUUCCAGCAGAAGCAAAAACUGCCUCAGAGCGCAUUUUUUGACAUCGACAACUUAGUAAACUUGCCGUCUCAUGACUUCCAAGUAAAUCAGACGUGUCUACGACUACAACUUUAAAUUUUUGAUUGAGUGUUGGCAUGCUUCACUGCUGUUUCAUUUUCUAAAAAUUAAAAGCAUGUAUCCUCUUUGAUCUCGUUAGAGCAUCCCCAACGAAGGCUCUAUUCUCCACGAGGUUACUACAUUUCCAGCCUUAGCGAGAAAUUUCAAUCCCAAUGAGCUGGAAAAUAGGGCUAGAUCCAUCACUGGGGCUAGCAACUUCCUUUCUUGGGUAGCAUAAAAUCGGGCUACAUCUAGCCCCAAAAAAUAGUGGGUCCCACAAAAAAAGUAGCAACCCAUGUGAACAAAAUUCUAUCAAUCUCCCUCCACUUGUGAAUACACUUAUAUUCUCCUAUUAUUAUUAUUUCAAUUCUUUUUAGUUACUUA